AUUGAAAAAAAUAUAAGGAACAGUAUAAGAUAUGAAUUUAAAUCAAAAGCAGUCCUUAAAUAUGAAACAACCAAAGAGAGGACCACAUUUGAAGUUUGAUUUGCAGUUCCAUGUCAAAGGUUAGAUUGGGACAGGCACCGGAUUCAAUGAUAAUAAAUAAUCCGUUUAAGAAUAUAUAAAGAAACAUUAGCCAUUCUGUUACGUUCCUCGAAGAGUAAAAUUUGACAACAAAUAGGGUAUAGAUAAAGAUAAUAUUUACUUAUUUAGAUAUAAUUUACAUAUAAAUUAUGAGUCGUUUAAGGAAAACUUUUUGGAUUUUCAUAUUAAUUUUCUUCACAAAAGUUUAUUCAGAAACUGAAGAAGACCAUGGAGUCAAAUACGCCGACAAAUGUGAAGUAUGCAAGAUAUUGGCUACAGAGCUUCAAGGCCGCUUGGAAGAAACAGGCAAGACGAACGAAGUUAUAGAGACAGGUUACGCCGUUGACGAUGUGAAACCGAAAAAGAAAAAAGAGUACAGAAAAUCGGAGCUACGUCUUGUUGAAUCUCUAGAAGGAGUUUGUGACAGAAUUUUGCAAUACAAUAUACAUAAGGAAAGACAGGACAGUACCAGGUUCGCUAAGGGCAUGAGUCAGACGUUUCAGACGCUACAUGGCUUGGUUGAUAAAGGGGUUAAAGUUGAACUCGGCAUCCCCUAUGAGUUAUGGGACAAGCCGAGUGCCGAGAUCACCAAUAUGAAAACACAGUGCGAGACCCUCCUCGAACAGAAUGAAGGGGAUAUAGAAGAUUGGUACUUCCACCACCAAGGCAAAGAGUCCUUGAAAAAAUAUUUAUGCGAGGAUCGGGCACUGAAAAAUCAGGACUCUAAAUGCUUGUAUGAGCAGCUUAAGGGAGAUAAAGGUAGUAAAAAACCUUCUAAAAAACAAGAAUUGUGAUUUCUUUUUUUAUGAGAAUCUCUUAGGACCUAAAUCCAUUUACGCCAAAUUUAAAACUAAUAAAAAACUGUUCAGAUCAUUAAAUUUUAUAUUGUUUAUUAAUCGCCAAAAUUUAGUAGUUUAAAUCAGUCAAUUUUAAAGGAUGUGGGAAAUGUUAAUAUUGCUAUUUGUUCCGUAAUCUUUAGGAUAGACAAUUUGAGUGUGACUAGAAAUAUGAAAGUAAACUACAAUUUGUACGCUAUGUAUUAAAUAAAACUACAAAAAUA
This is a messenger RNA of Anoplophora glabripennis (Asian longhorned beetle), 1198 nucleotides long. RefSeq names its product protein canopy 4 (gene CNPYb). The record is from RefSeq and is a predicted model, not a curated record. Gene Ontology annotation, molecular function: signaling receptor binding. NCBI's taxonomy places the organism in Eukaryota, Metazoa, Arthropoda, Insecta, Coleoptera, Cerambycidae. Gene Ontology annotation, cellular component: endomembrane system. The coding region runs from base 288 to 932 and encodes 214 amino acids. The transcript has 3 exons.